Molecule: messenger RNA, 447 nt
Organism: Adineta ricciae
Lineage: Eukaryota; Metazoa; Rotifera; Eurotatoria; Adinetida; Adinetidae
Source: the annotation of a GenBank genome assembly
AUGUUAAACUCGUGUAGUUAUAUGUCAAUGUUACUGGUUAAUGUUGCCAGUCUAGGUAAGUAUCUAGCUGAAGUAUUCGAGCUUAUUCAAUCUACGUUUCCUCCAAUCAUUAUCCUAAAAGGAACUUACCACAAGGACAACAUCGCCAAGCGUUUUACAUCGCAUUUCUUUAGCCAUAAUGUCAUUACAUCAAAAGGAUCAAAUGAUUUCCGUGGCGUCUUAAUUGCAAUUCACAAAUCAAUUGAAUGUCGUCGUCACGAUGAAUUUAACGGUGUCAAUAACUUAAUAGUACUCGAAGUUGGUAUGGGUAAUAAGACAUUUCAACUAGUAUCAUGUUAUUCACCUCCAAAUGAAAAACUCUCGUUCGACACAUUCGACAGUAUUUUGGAUGCCAAUUCAAUUAAAUCGACUUAUCGACUGCUCGAAAACCUGGAAGCAACCGAUUAA